UACUAUUUUAGCAAGAGAGAACUUAUGGAAAGCUUUUCUCACUGCCCACAAAGGCAGUCGCGGUAGUAGGUAGUCUCGGGUUCGAGAGUCAGUUGCAUUUCAAUCGAGUGGACGGUAGCAUGUGGACUCUGUUGACUCUCGUUUUUGUUGCCGGCGCUCUGAUUUAUGCCCGGCUGCGACGGCACUAUGACUACUGGCGUCGCAGAGGCGUGGCUGGGGAGAAGCCAGAACUUUUCCUGGGCAAUAUGCGUGGCUUUGGCAAGAAGCUGCACUGGACAGACAUCAAUCGUCGAAUCUAUCAAAAGUUCCGACAAACCGAACGCUACUGCGGCUACUUCACCUUCCUGAACAAAGCGCUCUUUGUGAUGGAUCUGGAACUGAUAAGGAAAAUAACGAUAAGUGAUUUCAGCAGCUUUGCGGACCGUGGCCUCUUUCACAAUGUCAGGGACGAUCCGUUGACCGGAAACCUUCUAUUUCUGGACGGGCCCGAGUGGCGCUGGCUGCGACAAAACCUGACGCAGGUUUUCACCUCCGGCAAGAUGAAGUUUAUGUUCCCCACCAUGCUGAGCGUGGGCGAAAAGCUCACCCAGGCCUGCCAGCUGCAAGUGGGUGAGAUAGAGGCCAAGGACUUGUGCGCCCGCUUCAGUACGGAUGUCAUUGGUAGCUGUGCCUUUGGCCUGGAGUGCAACAGCCUCAACGAUCCCAAUUCGGAGUUCCGUCGCAUGGGUCGCUCAGUGACAACCAAUCCGCUCCACUCGGGCUUGGUGCAGGCCUUCAUGUUUGCCCAGCCCAACUUGGCGCGGCUGCUGCGAAUGCGACUCUUCCGGCCCGAGGUGAGCGAGUUCUUCCUGGACACAGUCCGCCAGACACUGGCCUACAGGAAGCGCGAGAAUGUGCAGCGCAACGAUUUGAUCCAGCUGCUAAUGGAACUGGGUGCAGAGGGGACCAAGGAUGGGCUCUCCUUGGAGCAGAUUGCCGCUCAAGCCUUGGUGUUCUUUCUGGCCGGCUUCGAUACUUCCUCGACAACGAUGUCCUUCUGCCUAUAUGAAUUGGCUUUGAACCCCGAUGUACAGGACAGAUUACGCAGUGAAGUCCUCGAGCUUCUGGGCCGUAACAAUCACCAGCUGACGUAUGAGUCCAUUCAGGAGAUGCCGUACCUGGAUCAGGUGGUGGCAGAGACGCUACGAAAGUACCCCAUACUGCCGCAUCUUGUGCGCCAAACAACCAAGGAGUAUCGUGUGCCGGACAGCAAACUUACUUUGGAGGCAGGCACGAGAGUGAUGAUACCAGUGCACAGCAUACAGAAUGACCCAGAGCUGUAUCCACAGCCCGAAAACUUUGACCCCAGUCGCUUCGAGCCGGAUCAAGUGAAGGCCCGUCACCCGAUGGCCUAUUUGCCCUUUGGCGAAGGUCCGCGCAACUGCAUUGGGGAGCGCUUCGGCAAAAUCCAGGUGAAAAUUGGAAUUACCUAUCUGCUACGCGAUUUCAAAUUCAGCCCAAACGAGCAUACGCAGAUCCCAUUGAAGUUCUCCAGUCGGACUUUUCUUAUAGGCAGCCAAGCAGGCAUUCACCUUAAAAUGGAAAAACUGGCCACACCCUAACCACUGAUAGUGACUGCCAAAAAAAAACACAUAUACAAUGUAUAUAUAUAUCUACAUAUAAUUAUGUGUGUAAGCAGAACACCUAAGACCCGUAAUCUGACUGCUAAAAAGCUUCACACACAAAGAGAAGAGAAGCGAAAUAUGAAAUGUGGUGAGCGGAGAGCGGAGAACAAAUGUAACUGCACUUUAAACAGUGCACAGUGGCUGUAUGCAAAACUUAUGGUAUUAAAAUAAUAAAAUAAUAAUCAAAAUAAAUAAAAUAAAUAAAAAUA
Drosophila obscura is the source of this 1873-nucleotide messenger RNA. RefSeq names its product probable cytochrome P450 6a13 (gene Cyp6a13). Gene Ontology annotation, molecular function: oxidoreductase activity, acting on paired donors, with incorporation or reduction of molecular oxygen; iron ion binding; heme binding. Bases 120 to 1601 code for a protein of 493 amino acids. The record is from RefSeq and is a predicted model, not a curated record. NCBI's taxonomy places the organism in Eukaryota, Metazoa, Arthropoda, Insecta, Diptera, Drosophilidae. The transcript has a single exon.